This is a messenger RNA of Pogona vitticeps (central bearded dragon), 6858 nucleotides long. RefSeq names its product PDS5 cohesin associated factor B (gene PDS5B). The record is from RefSeq and is a predicted model, not a curated record. Gene Ontology annotation, biological process: DNA repair; mitotic sister chromatid cohesion. Lineage: Eukaryota; Metazoa; Chordata; Lepidosauria; Squamata; Agamidae. Gene Ontology annotation, cellular component: chromatin; nucleus.
AGCCCGCCCGCCCGCUCGCCCGAGCCACGGGAAGGUUUUAAACAGCAUCAUGGCUCAUUCCAAGACAAGAGCCAAUGAUGGAAAAAUUACUUAUCCCCCAGGAGUUAAAGAAAUAUCUGAUAAAAUUUCUAAAGAAGAGAUGGUACGGCGAUUAAAAAUGGUUGUUAAAACUUUCAUGGAUAUGGACCAGGAUUCUGAAGAAGAAAAGGAGCUGUAUCUGAAUCUUGCUCUACACCUUGCUUCAGAUUUUUUUCUUAAACAUCCUGAUAAAGAUGUUCGUUUGCUUGUAGCAUGCUGUCUUGCUGAUAUUUUUAGAAUAUAUGCCCCUGAAGCACCAUACACUUCACCAGAUAAACUUAAGGAUAUAUUUAUGUUCAUAACAAGACAAUUAAAAGGAUUGGAAGAUACAAAAAGUCCACAGUUCAAUAGAUACUUUUAUUUGCUAGAGAAUAUUGCAUGGGUUAAAUCUUAUAACAUAUGCUUUGAACUAGAAGAUAGCAAUGAAAUUUUCACACAACUGUACAGAACAUUAUUCUCUGUAAUCAACAAUGGUCAUAAUCAGAAGGUUCAUAUGCACAUGGUGGAUUUGAUGAGCUCUAUCAUUUGUGAAGGAGACACAGUGUCUCAGGAGCUUUUGGAUACAGUUUUGGUUAAUUUAGUGCCUGCACAUAAGAACUUAAAUAAGCAAGCAUAUGACUUGGCAAAAGCUUUAUUAAAGAGGACAGCUCAAGCCAUUGAACCCUAUAUUACUAAUUUCUUUAAUCAAGUGCUUAUGUUAGGAAAAACAUCUAUCAGCGAUCUCUCCGAGCACGUUUUUGACUUAAUUCUGGAGCUAUAUAAUAUUGAUAGCCAUCUUUUACUCUCAGUUUUGCCCCAGCUUGAAUUUAAGCUUAAGAGCAAUGACAAUGAAGAGCGGCUGCAGGUUGUAAAACUACUAGCAAAAAUGUUUGGUGCAAAGGAUUCCGAAUUAGCAUCUCAAAAUAAGCCACUGUGGCAAUGCUACUUGGGGAGGUUUAAUGAUAUCCAUGUACCUAUUCGUUUGGAAUGUGUGAAAUUUGCUAGUCACUGCCUUAUGAAUCAUCCAGAUCUUGCUAAAGAUUUAACAGAAUAUCUUAAAGUGAGGUCUCAUGACCCUGAAGAGGCCAUUAGGCAUGAUGUUAUUGUAUCAAUCGUUACUGCUGCUAAGAAAGAUCUUUUACUUGUCAAUGAUCAUCUGCUUAAUUUUGUGAGAGAGCGAACACUUGACAAACGGUGGAGAGUGAGAAAAGAAGCUAUGAUGGGACUUGCACAGAUAUACAAGAAAUAUUCGUUACAAUCAGAAGCUGGAAAAGAAGCUGCAAAACAGAUUGCUUGGAUAAAGGACAAGCUUCUACAUAUAUAUUAUCAAAACAGCAUUGAUGAUCGACUGUUGGUGGAGCGUAUCUUUGCACAGUACAUGGUCCCACACAAUUUGGAAACCAAUGAAAGAAUGAAAUGCUUGUAUUAUCUAUAUGCAACCCUGGAUUCAAAUGCUGUUAAGGCACUGAAUGAAAUGUGGAAAUGUCAAAAUCUGCUGCGGCACCAAGUAAAGGAUUUGGUUGACUUAAUCAAGCAGCCAAAAACAGAUGCCAGCAGUAAAGCUAUAUUUUCAAAAGUGAUGGUGAUAACAAGAAACUUGCCAGAUCCUGGCAAAGCACAGGAUUUUAUGAAGAAAUUCACUCAAGUUUUGGAAGAUGAUGACAAAAUAAGGCAUCAGCUGGAAAUGCUUGUUAGCCCUACUUGUUCUUGCAAACAAGCUGAAGGUUGUGUGCGAGAAAUUACAAAGAAGUUAGGCAAUCCCAAGCAGCCUACAAAUCCAUUCCUGGAAAUGAUAAAGUUCCUUCUGGAGAGAAUAGCCCCUGUGCACAUUGAUACUGAAUCUAUCAGUGCCCUUAUAAAACAAGUGAACAAGUCUAUAGAUGGAACAGCAGAUGAUGAAGAUGAAGGUGUACCUACUGAUCAGGCAAUUAGGGCAGGUCUUGAAUUGCUUAAGGUACUUUCGUUUACACAUCCUAUCUCAUUCCAUUCAGCUGAAACUUUUGAGUCUCUCUUGGCUUGCCUGAAAAUGGAUGAUGAAAAGGUAGCUGAAGCUGCAUUGCAGAUUUUCAAGAAUACAGGAGGCAAAAUUGAAGAGGACUUCUCACACAUCAGAUCAGCUUUGCUUCCUGUUUUGCAUCAUAAAGCCAAAAAAGGACCUCCACGUCAGGCCAAAUAUGCUAUUCACUGCAUCCAUGCAAUAUUUUCCAGCAAAGAAACACAAUUUGCUCAAAUAUUUGAGCCUUUACAUAAAAGCCUCGAUCCAAGCAACCUUGAACAUUUGAUUACACCCCUGGUUUCCAUUGGCCAUAUAGCCUUGCUGGCACCUGAUCAGUUUGCUGCACCCUUGAAAUCUUUGGUGGCCACCUUCAUUGUUAAAGACCUGUUAAUGAAUGACAGGAUGCCAGGAAAAAAGACAACUAAGCUUUGGGUGCAGGAUGAAGAAGUUUCUCCUGAGACUCUUGUAAAGAUCCAGGCCAUAAAGAUGAUGGUUCGAUGGUUGCUAGGAAUGAAAAAUAACCACAGUAAAUCGGGCACAUCUACUCUGAGAAUGUUAACAACAAUAUUACGCAGCGAUGGAGACCUGACUGAACAGGGAAAAAUCAGCAAACCUGAUAUGUCUCGUCUGAGGCUAGCUGCUGCUAGUGCUAUUGUGAAGCUGGCACAAGAGCCUUGUUAUCAUGAAAUCAUAACACUAGAACAGUACCAGCUGUGUGCAUUAGCCAUUAAUGAUGAGUGUUACCAGGUCAGACAAGCAUUUGCUCAGAAACUUCACAAAGGGCUGUCAAGGCUACGGUUGCCACUGGAGUAUAUGGCCAUUUGUGCGUUGUGUGCAAAAGACCCAGUGAAAGAAAGGAGAGCUCAUGCAAGACAAUGCCUAGUGAAAAACAUAAAUGUGAGAAGGGAAUAUCUGAAACAGCAUGCGGCAGUCAGCGAGAAGCUCUUGUCACUUUUACCAGAAUAUGUUGUUCCAUACACUAUUCAUCUUCUGGCUCAUGAUCCUGAUUAUGUCAAAGUCCAAGAUAUUGAGCAACUGAAAGACAUUAAAGAGUGUCUUUGGUUCAUAUUGGAAAUAUUGAUGGCUAAAAAUGAAAACAACAGUCAUGCAUUUAUAAGAAAAAUGGUAGAAAACAUUAAACAGACAAAAGAUGCGCAAGGACCUGAUGAUCCAAAAAUGAAUGAAAAACUUUACACUGUGUGUGAUAUAGCAAUGAACAUCAUUAUGUCAAAAAGCACAACAUAUAGUUUAGAAUCUCCCAAAGACCCUGUCCUUCCUGCUCGAUAUUUCACUCAGCCUGACAAGAAUUUUAGUAAUACCAAAAAUUAUUUGCCUCCAGAAAUGAAAUCAUUUUUCACUCCAGGAAAGCCCAAAGCAGCCAAUGUUCUUGGAGCAGUUAAUAAACCUCUUUCAUCAGCAGGCAAGCAAUCUCAGUCCAAAUCUUCACGAAUGGAAACUGUAAGCAAUGCCAGCAGCAAUUCAAAUCCAAGCUCACCUGGAAGAAUCAAAGGGAGACUUGACAGCACUGAAAUGGACCACAGUGAAAAUGAGGACUAUACAAUGGCUUCACCUUUGCCAGGAAAAAAGAAUGACAAGAGAGAGGAUGCUGAAAUUUCAGAAUUGGAAAAACCUAGAGGUAGAAAGAAAAUUAUUACAGAUCCAGAAGAAAAAUUGGGAAUGGAUGACCUGAGUAAGCUAGGACAAGAGCCCAAACUUAGAAGUGGUCAACGAGGCAGAAAAAGAGCAGCAGCUAUUUCAGAAUCUGAGGAACCUCAAUGGUCAGAGGAAAAAAGACUAAAAGAGGAUGUUCUAGAAAGUGAAGAUGAACAAAACAGCCCACCAAAGAAAGGAAGAAGAGGACGACCUCCUAAAGCAGUUUCUGGAGGCACGCCAAAGGAAGAACCAACAGCUAAGACUUCUAAAAGAGGUAGGAAAAAGCCUACACCAAUUAAAUCUGUAGAGGAAGAGGAGGAGGAGGAAGAGGAGGAGGAGGAGGAGGAAGAAAGACAAGUGGAAAACAUAGACCAAAAGUCAAAAGGUCGGCAGUACAAAACACAAAGAAAAACACAGCAAAGGUCUGAAUCAUCUGAAAUAAGUACAACUGAAUCCAACCAAUCUACACCACAGAAAAGACGAGGAAGACCACCAAAAACACCACCUUCACAACAGAAAAAAGGAAGAACUGGACGAGCAAAGCAGACAGCAAGUAAAGAAAAUGAAUCUGGUGAAGAGAUGGAGGUGUUUCAGAGUAAUUCACCUGUUCAGGAUAUUCCUGAAGAAGUUACGAUGGAGGAGGAAGAAGUUUCCACAGUUAAAGUACGCAGGAGAACAUCCAAAAGGGAAAGACGAUGAACAGACUGCAUUGCUAUCUUGAUUAAGUGACAUUUCUGAAGAAUAAUGUUAUUAUAUGUGACAUUUGAGACUGAAGAAGGCUGUUGGUGCUCACAGUGGGGUUGCUAAUGGAAGCUAGACCAGUUUUUGUUUCCUUCCCCUGUAUUUGGAGUUCCUUGGUCAUAUAUAUAAGCCACACACGUUAAAAUCAUUAACCAUGGGUUUUGUGAAGUGUAAUGUGCGCUGGCUAUAUAGACACAUGAACUAAAGAAACUGCCUGUAAAUAAUCCUUUUUAAAAAAUGUUUCUGACUUCUAAAGUGCUUGUAUAGCUAUGACUGCGGCUUUAAAACUGACAGUACAAGACUGUCUGUUAAAUCUGUUGAUUAAAAAAAAAAGGAAAACAGUUAGAAUGGGUAUCAAGCAAUAUCUGUCCGUGUCUGUAUUUUAUUUUUCUUGACAUUUAACUGUGAAAAAAUCAGCUUGACAAAAUAGUGACUCUUCUGACAGUAUUUGUUAGAAAGUAAAAGAAAAGACAUGGUCUCCUUUUAUGUAUCUAAUCCAGUGUUUCUUUGGCACUUGUGUCUUUUGGAGGUGCCAUAUUGCUUUUGAACAAGUUGGAGUAAAAAAUACAGCCAGAUGCAGAUUUGUGAGAGAAGAUUGAUUUUACACACCUCAGUAUUGACACCAGACUUCUCUGGACUUCUUUGUGGCAUUGAGCAUUUAAAAGGAUUUAAUAUUUUAAUUUUUAAAAUGUGUUAUUAAAUAAUGUAAUGAAAGACUAUCCUCUUAUUUUCCUUAAUAGUUUUUGUUAAUCUGCUGUAUCAAUAAAAUUCUGCAACUGAACUUUUAAUAGUCUAGUAUCUCGGUGUGCAUACUUCCCCUUGAAAGUCAUGUUCACAAAGAGUAAAUUAAUGCAUCAUACCAUGAAACCUGAUAUCUGAGCUUUAGUGAAAAUGCAGGUUUUAUUACUGUGUAAACCCAAUCGGAGAGAAAAUUUUAUUGAUGCAGACUUUCUUUAUAAUGCUGUUACUUCUUGAAAGGCAAGUGUUUUGUAUUUCUCAAUGAGUUGCAUGUUAAUGAAAAAAUGUAAUGAAAUUGCAAUGUAAUUUUAAAGUCUUAUCUGGCUGUAGAAUAUGCUACAUUGCACCACAAGAAGAAUCUCCUACCAAGAAUUUAUUGUAUUUUCUUUUUUGUUAAUUUUUUUUUUGGGGGGGCUGUGGUCAGUGGAGGGGAGAUUUGUGAUGAACAUAUUUUCAUUUGAAAGAUCAGCUGCAGAAUAAUUCAGUCAGGGUAUUCAGAAUCUUUAUGGAUCUUCAUGUAACUUUAAAGUGUUUGAACUUAGUUUUUGUAAUUUUAUCCAAGAAACAAUGAGAAAACUAUAUGUCAUCUUGCAUGCAGUUUAGCAGAUUGUUUUUCAACCAAAAUCUAUAGGUUGCUGCUUAUAGAUUAACAUGCUGUUUUCUUUCUGCUUGCUAGCAGUAAAUGUUAUUUUAAAUUAUUAAUAUUUUAACUCUUAAAAUAAUGGAACAUUAUUAUAAAUUAAGCAAAGGCUUCCUUUAAGUUAUAAUUCCAGGGGAAGAUACAGUGGGGAAGCAGUGAGACAUUAUGGCCAUUUCAGAACAUGUUUGCAAGUAUAUUUUUCAGAGGAAGUUCAACUUUUUUCUAAGCUUUUUUAUUAUAUAAUUUUUAUUGAUUUUUUUUUAAAAAAUUGGCAGUAGCAAUAGACAGAGCCAGGCAGUUUGUGUUGAUCAAGCUGUUCUGCUUAAGUGCUUUUCCUAGCAGCUUUUUAAACUAGUAAUUAUUGUUUUCAGCUGUCUUCUAUUUUUAUGUCCAUGGCUGUGGGUAACAGCUGUCUAAAGAUAUCAGCUAAAGUUGGCUCAGAUUACUUCAGCUGAAAAGUACCCUAGCACAAUGUAACCUCAAUGGUUCACAAAAUUUAGCAGUGCAAAUGAGAAUUUUUAUAUCCUAUAAAAGAAAAAUAGACUGUUAAUAUUGCAUUUUCUUCACUGACAAGAUUGCACUGAUAACAUUUAUUGGGUAUUAUCUAAAACAGUUUUAUACAAAGUAUGAAACAAAUAUUCAAACUGCUUGCAGACUGUUAAAGAUUUAUUUGCGCAAACAUAGUUUGAUCAUAUUUCCCUUAAUAUUGCUGCACAUCAAUUGAUCAUAAAAUUUUAAUAUUUAAAUUUAAUCUAUGGUUCAGCAGUUUACAUGUUUGUUACCUGGAUUAUAAUGUAUAAUUGGAAGAACAGGUGCAGAUGAAAUGAGAUGAUGUUUAACCCUUUUAGUUUUUAUUCUCCUCUUACAAGUAUAAGGAAUAUCUUAUGUACUAAUACUUUGAGAUCUGCAUUCAGUGGUUGCAGUGAAAUAAUGUAUAAAAAGACCAUAUGCUAAGAUCCAGUUAGUGUGCUCUUCAAUUAUGUUCAGAUUAUAGUAUGUACUGUAUAACAUUAAACAGUCAAAUUUAUGUUAC